Lathyrus sativus (Indian pea) is the source of this 1623-nucleotide messenger RNA. The record is from the annotation of a GenBank genome assembly. Lineage: Eukaryota; Viridiplantae; Streptophyta; Magnoliopsida; Fabales; Fabaceae.
AUGCCGUCAACGGAAGUUAAACUAUCCCCGCCGGUAAAUCUAGCUUCCUCUAAACAAAUUUCAAGAGACAAAGCUCUCCGCAUUCUCUUACAAUCAUGGCGAUCCCAACACAUUCUCUCUCAAAACGUCGCCAAAAAGCUCUGGGAACGUCUCUUCUACUGCGUCUACCACUCCGACAACUCUCUCGUUCAAGCUGACCUCAUCGAUCGCAUCGCUUCACAUCUCUCAUCAUUCCAUCAUCUUCCUCUCUCGCUGCAGUAUCUCUCCACUUUCUUCCUCACCAUGCGUCGCGAAUGGUCCGGUAUCGAUUCCGUUAGGUUAGACAUUUUCUAUCUCCUUAUUCGUAGGUUUAUAUCAAGCUUUUUGUAUUUACUUGAUAAGAAUUUAUGGAAUUUGGAUUUGGUUAAUCUUUUUGUGAAUUGUUUGGAUAAGUCUACGUUUUCUGCAAAAGAUAGGUUUGUUCAGGGAAACGGUGUUAAUUAUCAUGUUGCUUCUGUUUUUCUUCAAGAGCUUAGGGCUUUUCUUCCGAUUAAGUUGUCUGUUUUAGAAGUGCUUUUUAGGCCGUUUUUAUCUGCGGUGGGUAAAUUGCAUGAUGAGGUUUUGUUAGGGAAGAUUAAGAGUGGUUUUUUUGAUGUGCUGUUGAUGAAUGGGAAGAGGUUAUUGGAGGUUAAGAAAGGUGGAGAGGAAAGUGGCGAUGUUGUGAAUUUGGGAACAAUAGCUUUGGUUAUGGGUUUUUCUUCGAAGUUAUAUGGGUUGGCGUCUGCUCCUGAUUGUGUUCAGGGGAAUAGAAAGGUUUUGUUUGAAUUGCACCAUGAGUUCUUGAAGCUGGAGAAGGAUGUUAAUUCUGGGUUUGAGUUUUACUUUCCUGAUUUUGUUGAUCGGGUAGUGCUGGAUUCGGUUCCCAUUGUUGAGGUUGAUGGUUUAGGCAAGAAGGAUUCUGUUGACAAAGUGAAAAAGCCCAAAAAGAACAAGAGGAAGAUUAAGAAGAGUGAUGCAUAUGAUUUGAAUUAUGAAAUGAAUUCUGAUGAGAAUGGUGGUAAGAAGAAUGUUGUUAGUGAAAAUGGUGGAAAUUCAAAUGAUGGACAAGUUGCUGGUGGUGAUGGUAAGCUGGUUUUUAAUGGGAGUGUGAUUUCAAACCUCCAUAAGAAGUUUGAGAAGAAUGCUGCAAAAGCAAGUUUGCAUGAUGGUGUUGCUACUGGGGUUGUAUCUAAGAAGAGAAAGAGAACAGAGAACUCUAAAGGAGAGACAUCUCAGGGGGUUGUAUGUAAGAAGAGAAAAAGAACAGAGAGCCCUAAAGGUGAGACAUCUCAGGAUUUUGAUUUGAACAAUGCAGACGCGGAAGAUGACUCUGCAGUAGCAAAGAGUGGAGAGGAAAGUUCCAAGAAAGUAAAAUUUUCCAUGGAAAGUAACUUAGUAUGGAAGCAACACACUCCUUUACCUCCUCAGAGCUUGAGAAUUCCCCCCUCUGCUACACCCAGAGGAAGCGCACUAAAAAAGGGUUUAUCCCCAGGCCCCAUCAGGGAAAUGCCUCUCCCGACCAAAAAGGAAAAACGGAAGAAGCCCAGGAAGACCAAAAAACGCUUGAUGAAAUUAGUGGAUUUCGCUAAAGCUUUUAUGGGAUGA